This is a messenger RNA of Oldenlandia corymbosa var. corymbosa, 2217 nucleotides long. The record is from the annotation of a GenBank genome assembly. NCBI's taxonomy places the organism in Eukaryota, Viridiplantae, Streptophyta, Magnoliopsida, Gentianales, Rubiaceae.
AAAUUAUUGUCUAAUUUAAAUUUUCAGUUUUAAUUCAAUUUGUAAAAAAAUGAAAACCAAAUUAGACAAUAAUUUGGAGACGAAAAGAGUAUCAUUAUUGGAUUGCGUGAGCGUGAUCAUUUAGACCUAUCAUCCAACCAUUCUUGUCUAUUAAGAACUGCGUGUAUUACUUAUUAUGUAUUAAUCGUAUUUUACUAAUAUUAUUACAACUGGCCUAUAAGUGAAACAGAGUGCCGAAUGAUUUCCUUUUACUUCAUUGAAAGGUGCAGCUAUAUAUAAACCUCAUCAUCUUCAUCAGGAGAGAACUAGGAAGGUUAUUGCAAAAAACACUUCCUCUUUUGUGAUUCACCAUCUUCCCAACCUUUGAUUAAAAAAAAACCACCAUGCCUUCAAAAAUGUCAAGUGACCUGGAGAUUCAAGUCCUAAACUCUAAGCUGAUAAAACCAUCAAACCCAACUCCACCUCACCUUCAAAAACUCUACCUCUCUCUGUUCGACCAGCUCGUGCCUCCUGUGUAUUUCAGUAUCAUUCUAUAUUACUCCGGGCCGCCGCCGUCGCCGGCCGAUGAUCGGAGCGUACCCACUAUUGCAGAAACACGAGCUCGAUUAGAGAAAACGCUGUCGGAGGAGCUGCCUUCCUUUUUCCCACUUGCCGGAAGGUUCAUCCAGGAUGAUUUCUCAAUUGAUUGCAAUGAUCAAGGGGUUGCCUAUUCAGAGGCUCAGGUGAGUUCCAAGCUUUCCGAUUUCCUCCGGCAAGGACCCCGGAUCGAGUAUCUCGAUAAGCUUCUGCCUUGGGAAUCCCCACCGGCAUCAAAAUCAGAUGCGAGCCCUCUCUUGGGAAUCCAGGUAAACACAUUUGAUUGCGGAAGCCUGGUUUUGGGCAUAAGCAUUUCCCACAUCAUUGCAGAUGCCGCUUCUUUGGGACAGUUUCUGAAUUCCUGGGCAAGAUCUAGCCAAAAUUGUUCGGAAAUGGCGUUUUAUCCGAGCCCAAAUUUCCAUCACGAUAUCGCAGUUCUUUUCCCUGCAAGAACUUCAGCAGAGGAUAAGGCCACACUUCCCCUGCCUCCAACACCAAAGCCCAAAGAAUUACAAUCCAAUAAUUCUCCAGAUAAGAUCGUGACAACCAGAUUGUUAUUUGGUCAGGAAACCAUAACAAAGAUCAAAGAAAACGCAGCCAAAUCCAAAGGGCCAGAUUCGUCGAUUUCGGAUAUCAAAUCGUCGAAAGUUGUCAUCGCAUUAGCCCUGUUAUGGAAAUCUUUCAUGUCUCUGGCAGCCGGCAAACACGGGUACACGAGAGAUUCCGUGAUAGCAAUUGCAAUGAACAUUAGAGGGAAACUCUCUCUACAGAUCCCAGAAACCUGUUUCGGAAAUUUCUGCGUAUCGAUCGUCGUACCGUUCGAGGCAAACAAGAACGGUAACAAGUUGCCGGAAGUCUACGAUCUGAUUAGUCUCUUGACGGAAGCGAUCAGGGAUAUGAACAACAGGAUUUACAAAGCGAAAACCGUCGAAGAAGUGUCGUCAAUAUUGAUCGAAUCGAGGAGAGGAUUGACGCAGAUAUGGGAUCAAGAGAGGAACAGAUUGAUAGAUGUUUACCGGACGUCGAGCUGGCGUGGGUUUCCGUUGUACGAGGUUGAUUUUGGUUGGGGGAAGCCGUUCUGGACGAGCGUCGCAACCCAAUGGGGACAGGGAGUUUGGUUAAUGGAUGCCAACAAUGGGGAUGGGAUUGAAGUUUGGGUGAGCUUGAAGGAGGAAGAUAUGGCGGAAUUCAAAAGGAAUCCAGAUAUUUUAGCAUUGCCGGUUCCGACAUCGGUAGUAUAGUAUAGUAGAUUAAUUUUGCAGGCCUCUCUCUCUGUUCUUGGUUAAUUCUUACAUUAGUUAUCUCUACAUAUGAUUAAUGAUGUGUAAUAAUCAGAAAUAUUCACAUUUGCAAUCAUCUAACUCAUUUUUAUGGUCACCAAAAUCUUAAGCGGAUUAUAUUUUUAUCCCUCUUACCCUAUUAAAGCAGAAGACAUGAAACUUAUGUGCCAAUUACGUGUGCAUCUAUUUUGGCUCUAAUGCACCAUAUUUCGAUUUGGAGUCUUUUCACACGUGUAGUCUCUUUUAAUUGAAGCUAUAUAAUUCUUUUUUAAAAAAACACAUGUUUUAGAUGUGACACUUAUCCAAUGAAAAAUUCUACAAAUAAGAAUCAGUUACAUUUCAAACGAAUGGAUAUAUUAAU